Molecule: messenger RNA, 6986 nt
Organism: Thunnus maccoyii (southern bluefin tuna)
Lineage: Eukaryota; Metazoa; Chordata; Actinopteri; Scombriformes; Scombridae
Gene: mrtfbb
Product: myocardin related transcription factor Bb
Exons: 14
Coding region: 2292-5138 (948 amino acids)
Biological process (GO): smooth muscle cell differentiation
Source: RefSeq, a predicted model, not a curated record
UACACAUACAGGAUUGUACGUUGACCAUUUAAGAGCAAGGCCACUCUGGGAAAACAAACUCAUUGCAGUGAUUUGUUUAUGGAAUGAAGUUAGGAAUUAGAUCAAAAUUGCCUUUGGAUGCCAACAUUUAAUCACAGCUUAAGUAGUUACUGAAAUCAAAGUUUUUUCUUGGGGGAAAAGAGAUUUGUCUUGUAUCUCAGUAAAACAAAGCUGAUGUUGCUCUUCAUGUCAUGUACACAUCACACGACUGAGACAUGAACUGUUCUGAGUGACUUGUAGUUGUUUUUAGUUGUGUUCAUGUUGAAAAUUCACUUUUUUCCUUUUAGGUACUGCUUUUUAUUACAGCCCGAAAGUUUAAUGUGACAGUGUAAUUGUUUUUGUGUUUGCCUUUUGUAUUUUAUAGUCGUAGCAUUUUAUCUUUCUUCAACACAAACCUCAGACAUGAAUCAAACACAGCUCAGUAACUGCAACGGCAACAGCAAACUCAUGUGUUUUCACUCUAUUCUAAAUGAGUAAUUAUAAAGUCGUACAAUUGUGAAAACACCUGGCCAGCGGGAAACAGAUGGAUAUAAUAAUGUAAUGAGAGUGAUAAUCAUCAAGCUAAAAUAACUAUAAAUAACCGUUAAUGUAGUGACAUUGUUCUUGUGCAAAAGUAAGUCCAGAUUAAAAUGUAAAGUUCUAUAAUGUAGAUCAUCAGGGAAAUCUACCUCUGAAUACAGUCCAGGGAGCUUUUUUCUUCUUGUUUUUCCGGUAUAUUUUAGUGUGAAUGGAAAACAUCUUGAGUUAAUACGAGCCACCUUGAGGUUUAACAUUAGAGAUUAGACUUUUAAAUUGUGACUGACAAUGAGAAACAGCAUUGUUCAAGACUGGAAUGGGAAUUUUGAGAGCCCACAGCAAGAUGUUGGUGCAGCAGAGAGAGAAGUUUUGAUUGUCGGAUAAAACAGGUGUACGGGGCAUUCGUUAAAUCCGUUGUUUCGUUUCUGUGGCAAACGCACUUAUUAAACGUUAACUCCGUUUGUUUGCGGACAGUAUGACAAGUGGAAAGAUGUUUUUCCACAUUCCUCAUCCGCCAACUACUCGCCCAUAUUUUUUAUGGUCUUGUUGUUCACCGCUAUUCAGUUCCGGCGGUGAGCUGUCACAACACAUUGUCCCUGACUGUACGGAUCCCAUUUACUUGAUCAACCCCAUGUCUCCCCCGUCACAUGCUGUUUGACAUGUAUAUUUCUUGAUCCCACAAGUGAACGUUAUUAAACCAGAACACAGCGGUCCAGUCCUCCCCAGCAUGCAUUGUCCUGUUCAGACACAUCACAGGAACAGCCGCAGGACCGAGAGGACUGCUGCGUCUCUGCCUCAGCUUCACCUUGACAUCAGUUCCUCUGCGGGAUCAGACGCCCACCCUGUAGCUUUGAUAUAUUUUCUAACGGGCCUUCCUGGAUCCACUGAGACACAUGGAACUUAGCACAAUUAGUGUACUGUAAUUCCUCUUUAUCUCAUUUCCUGUUAGUGUGUUUAUAGUCAUCUACCCGCUAUUGUGAGCUGCGAGUAAGCAUGUUUUUCUACUAGCCGUUGCAGUUUCGCUUUACAUCACCCUAUUUGAAUUAGCGGUCAUAUACAAGUUGGACUUGCUGGGAAUGAAUACAACAGUUGAAAUGGAAUUGAUAUCAGCUGCAAUAAAUUAAAGGUUUUAUAGUGUAAAACAGCAAUAAAAGCUAAAAUCACCAUACAUGUAAAAUAAAACAAAGCUAAUAAUUUAAAAAUGGUUAAAGAUAAGCUUCCAUGUCCCCUGAGGAUCCUGUGUGUUUGUUCUUGUCAUUGUUAUUUAGUGCUCGAAGAAUUUUUAGAGAAAAAAACAGUCAUGUUUCUCAUGGAAACGUGCCCACUCGAAAGUCCCAACAGCUUGUUUUCAUCAACUAUGGAUCGGUUAUUAGUAAAUAAUUUGGUUCUUUGCCAAGUGAAUAUCCUGAAACCAAGAAAUAUUGAUUAAUCUGAGAAAAUAAUAUAUUAGUUCCUCGAGGUUUUGUUCUGACAUUUGACGAGUCCUCUGUGAUUAAAGCAGAGUGACCCAGCAAGGGUUAACAUGAGCAGCGCUGUGUUCCCUCCUCCUGACGUUGACGGAGCAAUCUCACACAUACACACACACACACACACAUACACACACACUUUCUCCGCUGAGGCCAGCACAGAGCCAGAGAGGAGGGACUGUACGCAGCUCUGAGAGCCAGCUGUCGUUCGCUCAGAGCUGGGUCUUUUCUCUCCCUGACUCCCCCGUUCUCCACUGGCCUCAUCACUCCAUGGGACUCCAGACCUGGCCUCCAAGCAAACCACCACUGUCCUCUAUGGCCUGCCUUGAUGUGGAGACCCCUUCCAUCUGCAGGGGUAAAUUCAAAUCAGUCCUCCAGCUCUGUCUGCAGCAGAGAAGAACUCGGGAGCAACUUGUUGAGCAAGGCAUCAUGCCACCUCUGAAAACGCCUGCUGCCUUUCAUGAGCAGAUUCGCAACCUGGAGAGAGCCAGGACUGGGAACUUCUUAAAGCACAAACUCUGCAGCAGACCUGAGCGCUCCGAGUUGGUCCGUAUGCACAUCCUGCAAGAGACGCAGGCAGAACCAUUACUCCAGGCCACACAGAUGAAGCUGAAGAGGGCCAGACUGGCUGAUGAUCUCAACGAGAAGAUCGCCCAGCGGCCUGGACCGAUGGAGCUAGUGGAGAAGAACAUCCUGCCUGUAGACUCUAGUGUCAAAGAGGUCGUGAAUGGUGAUAAGCCAAACUACCCCAAGACGCCAGAUGUGUACAACUUUGAUGAGGACAGCAGUGGUGCGUUAUCACCAGAACAGACUCCCAGCCAAGAAUCUCCCAGCUCUAGUUCAGCCUCUGUAAGGGAGUCUGGAGGGACUGAGGCCUCCUCUAUUCCCUCUAACCUAAACUCUUCAAUUCAGCACUCCCCACCUCCUAUCUCACAGUCCACAUCAGAUUUAGUGAACCUCGUUUCCAUCAGUGAGCAACAGAGCAACCAACAAGCAACUACACCUCAGCCAAUAGCCACGGUUGUCACCAGUGUCACAACAGGGCCGGUUCUUGUAAAGCAAAGCCUGCCCAAGACACCCAGCGAUAAAAGCCGCAGUAAAAAGAGCAAAGAGCCAAAGCCACGAGUGAAAAAGUUGAAGUAUCAUCAGUACAUUCCUCCGGACCAGAAGCAAGAGCUUAAUGACGUACCAAUGGACUCUGCUUAUGCCCGCCUCCUGCAGCAGCAGCAGCAGUUUCUGCAGCUCCAGAUCCUAAGCCAGCAACAUCAGCAGUUCAACUAUCAGGCCGCUCUGCCUGCCACACUCAAACCAACAACUGAGGUACAAACCAGCUGCUCCAGUGCUGCUCUGAGUGGAAACGCUGCGUCUGCCCCUGUGCAGCCCCGCCACACUCAGACAAACCGCAAGCCGGAUCAUUUACCAGCCAAUCUGGAUGAGAUGAAGGUUGCUGAGUUGAAAAUGGAACUAAAACUCCGAUCUCUGCCUGUUUCUGGGACAAAGACGGACCUGAUAGAGAGGCUAAAGCUGUAUCAGGAGAGCUCUAACAUUCAGAUUGCUGCUGCCAUGGAGACAACAGCUGUCACAGCAGCUUCACAAUCUGGAAACAUAAAGUUAACCCCACCUGUGUCCCCAAUAGCCUCCAAAGUGUCCAGUCUGGGCAUAGAGGACAGUAGUAUGGCAGACAGUCCCGCAAAGCUUUCAGACGCUUUGUCUCCAACUCAUGCUGCUCCCUGUGUGAGCUCCCCACAAAGAGCUCCACCGGAGGAGUGCUCCAUAGAGACGACCACGUCCUAUGAAAAGGACAAACGUCUCCAUGAGAAGGAGCGUCAGAUCGAGGAGCUGAUGAGGAAACUGGAGCAGGAACAGAAGCUGGUGGAGGAGCUGAAGCUGCAGCUGGAGGUGGAAAAGAGGAGUCAGCAAGGAGAUUCUCCACCUCGUCUAAGCCCUCUCACUCCUGUCCAGAUCAAAGAGGAAAACAGGACCCCCUCAAACUGCUCAGCGUCUUGUAGCUCUCCUGGGCUGCCAGUGGUGGUGAAACAGGAGGAGGGUGCGGAUCAGAGUUGCUUAGCUCCUCCAAAUCAGUUCAUCAUCAGCCACCAGACCAUCAAGCAGCCUGAAACCCUGCAGCCUGUCCAGGCUGGAGCUCAGAUCCUCCUGCCUGCAUCCCUUCCUGCCUCAGCAGUCACUAUCCAGCUGCCUGCCAACGGCAUCAAAUUACACACUACUGUUAGCAGCACAGCCCCAGGCCUCAUCCAAACCUCUGGACAGGUGCCACAGAAAAUAGAGGCCUUAGCACCAUUACAGCAGCAAUGCAGCACUCAGACUCAGCCACUGACAAAGACGUGGAGGAUGGAUACUACAGCACAAAGCUUACUCAACACAUUCCCAGCAAGUGGACAACUGGCGGCAGCCUCCUCUAGCCAAACCGUCCCGAAAGGGCGUACAAACAAGUCACCUCAUCCCAGCCAACCAGCUUUGAUCUUGCAGCAGCCAAAAUUCACAAGCCAUGUGUCAAAGUGUAGGGACCCGCCCCGCUACGAGGAUGCAGUUAAACAGACCCGUAUGCUAACAGCUGCUCAGGGUCCCUCUGCAGCCAGCCAGCAGAUGGAUGAUCUGUUUGAUGUGUUGAUCGAGAGCGGUGAGAUCUCCCCCUUCAUCAAACAGGAUCGUCCCAGCCUGGACAAGCCUCUCCCUGUGACAGCCAGUGUAACCACCCUUCCCAUUAACACGGUUUUAUCACGCCCUCCACCCCUGGUCCAGGUGGCCCAGCUUCCUGCUGCGCAGCUUGACCCUUCGAGCAGCUUGGCAGCCCUGACCCCUGACACCCAGCUGGAAACACUCCUGGAUGGCACGCUGGGCGCUGACGCAGAGACGCAAACGCUGAAACUGAUGGAGGAGCUACACUCACCUUUGGUCUCCAUGGAGGUGGACUUCAAUGAAAACACACAACCCUCUGCUUUGAAUCUGCACAACACCAACAUGGAUAACAUGGAUUGGCUGGACCUUACCUUGUCUGUGCCAGCAGAGGGGGUCAACCCUUUGGACAUGUCAACGCCGGUGGGCGUCUUCUCCUCUGACUUCCUGGACUCCCAUGAACUGCACUUGAACUGGGACUGACUGCCGUCAAGGUGAUCCUCACACCUAGGGUUGCUUUUGUUUCCCGUGUGGAAAAAUAUGUGCUUUUGGAGGUCUGGGCAGCUCUGUUCUGCUUUAUGGUCAGAUAACUCAGCUUGGUAAUAAUCUAAUCAUGCAGCGUGCGUUUAGAAGUUGCUGCGUUGCUUCCUUUGAGGUCUUUAAGCCCUCUGAUUGUAUGGAGAGACUGACAUAAAGUAGGACUGGUACUGACAGAUUGAGCUGACAGCGGAAAUAGCUUGAAAAGAUUUCAGUCACAAGUUAUGCCGCUAUUCUGAUAUCAAUCCGUUCUCAUGUUAUUGAUCCCUCUUUUUUCUGAUCUAAAUGAAUGUACAGUGUUGUAUUGAUCGUGGUAAUAGCAGACAGAAGAAGAAAAUGUCCUGUUCCUGGUUAAAGAACUCAUAGACAAACAAUGCAUGUGACUGGGGUCUGUUAUAUAGUUCACUCCACCCUGUCUUGGAAUGGUUAUCAUUAAUUUGUUCAGAGGCAAACAAUCAAAACUAGCACUCACACACAACCGCUACAUGUGUGUGUGUGUAUGAUUUGAUAAGCUUAAGUCAGAUGUUUAACUGAAUUGGUGCAAAUAUGAAAAAAACACAAGAAUGCCUGAUAUGAGUUACCUUUAGUGUCAAAGGGCCACACCAAAUGGUCCCACAGCACAGAAGAAACCAGUCUGACCAACCUUGUAUUUAUUAAAAAAAUCCUCUGUCAACAUUGUUUCAUCUCUAAACCAGUUCUGACAGGGUGUUUUGCAGUUUGCAGAUGUUUUAAGUUCAUGAGUGAUGAGCUGAGAAUGACUCAACUGUGCAUCUUUGUUUUUUAAAACCAAUAGUCCUACAAGCUUUAAAGGGAAAAUCCUCAGUUACACUGAUGGCCAACUAGUCAGAACAUAAUUCAGUGCUUUAAAGUCUGGCAUAUUGACUCUUAAAGGUUUAAAGAUUUAAUAUUAAAACAUUAAAAAUACUGAAGUAAGGUCAGCUUGAAUUUUGUUUAGGUAGUUUAUUCAAGAAGUGUAAUCCUGGAAGGCCUUACCAGACCAUGAUCAACAAUGUAAAAACAUACAUACAAAAAAAACAUCCAUCAUUAUGACUCACUGAUAAUUUGUUAUCACCUCAUUUCAUACUGAAACAACGUUAAUGCACAUCAGUGAAUUUGUAGUGACAUCUGCUGGUCACAUGUGAAUCUGACAAGCUUAAGCAAGCACACUUUCUGGUCUGAUUUGUUUCCCUUUUUUAAGCAAAUGGUAUUAGAUGAAAUCCAGUAUAAAAAAAAGACACGACUCACCAUCAAGAAACCAUUAAACGGAUAAUGACAUACUUCCGCAGCAUCGUGCCUGGUGUAUGGGGUGAGACUGGUGUAUUUGAGCAUAAAGGUCAAUGUACUGACUGUUGUUUUGUUGAAUUUUUAGGGAUUUACUGUCUGCUUCUGCAGAUUAUCUGGAGUGUUGCUGACAUCCUCAUCUGAAUGUUGAAGGAACUGAUGAGAAAAGGUCUUACAUGUAAUUAUAUGAUUGUUUGUUUGUUUUUUUUCUUCCUGUCAGCGCAUAAGUGCCUCAUUUGACAAUCCAAAUGUCACCCUUUAAAAGGGAUUGUGUGCUGGAAUGAGAAAUACUUUAUCUUUACUAUACUAGUAUAACUCAACACCAAGAAACAUUGUAAUGCAUAAUUUAUAUGCCAUAUGUUUUACACAUUGUGUAUUUAUGUGACCUUUUAUACAAAUGUAGCAGGCAUUUUGUAAAUACAGAGAUUUAGGAUUUCACAUUAGGCCUAUCAGCAUCCCCAUUAUGCCACUUACCCCUUAAUGCUUGUCAUUAAAAAACUAUACAAGGAAAGG